UCGAGUGUUCUUUGUUGUUUGGCUCAGGCUCAAAGUGUAAUUGUGAAGAUAUGUGAUUGUGAAUGAAAUCAAAUCAUCAAAAUCAAAUGCCGUUACCUCCUCAAAAAAAUAAAUCCUCCUCAAAUUUCUUCCCCAUUUACUCUCUCUCUCAUCAUCAUCUUCUCCUUCCACCCUGUCUCUUCCUUUGCUUCUCUCUGCAAAACCAGAAGCUCUGGGGGAACCGCAAGAAAAAACACAAAAAACCAAAACCUUAAACCAAACCAAACCAAACCAAUCCUCAUUAUGCCAUGCUUCACACCACACCCUUCUCUCCUCUUCCUCCUCUUUCUCUCUCUCUUCUCUCUCUCCUCCUCCACCAAAACCUUCCAUUUUCAUUCCUUACGUAUUCCAGAUGGUGUUGAGGUCGUUGGUGAGAGAGGGUACGGCGAGGUGCGGCCAUGGGGAACAAGGAGAUCCAUGGCGGAAGACGCUGCGGCCAACACCACAACUUCUCUGAUAUUGGCUCAGCAUAGGACAACCAGGAAGGACCCUCUUGACCAUUUCAACCGCUACACCGGUGGUUGGAAUAUCAGCAAUCGCCAUUACAUUGCUUCGGUUGUUUUUACUGCGGUUCCCUUCUUUGUUGUUGCUGCUGUGUGGUUUGUGGUUUUUGGGAUUUGUUUAUCCUUCAUCUGCCUCUGUUACUGCUGUUGCCGUAGGGAGCCGUAUGGUUAUUCUCGUUUGGCCUAUGCUCUAUCCUUGAUCUUCCUCAUUUUCUUCACCCUUGCAGCAAUAGUUGGAUGCAUAGUCCUUUACACUGCUCAGGGGAAGUUUCAUGGAAGCACCUCAAACACACUGAAGUACGUGGUCAGCCAGGCUGACUUCACUGCUGAAAACCUCAGGAACGUGUCAGAUUAUCUUGAUGCAGCCAAGAGGAUUGGAGUCGAUGCUGUUUUUUUGCCCGGUGAUGUUCAGAAGAAUAUCGAUGAUGUGAAAACAAAGAUUAAUUCUUCUGCUGUGGAACUCUCCAGCAAAACGGGAGAUAAUUCGCGUAAAAUACAAGACGGCUUAGAUGGAAUGAGAUUGGCUCUGAUUAUUCUUGCUGCUGUUAUGCUCUUUGUUGCUUUUCUAGGAUUCUUAUUUUCGAUAUUUGGGUUGCAAGGUCUAGUAUACUUUUUGGUGAUUGUUGGAUGGAUUCUUGUAGCAGGCACAUUUAUACUUUGUGGUGUAUUUCUUUUUCUUCACAAUGUUGUUGCAGAUUCAUGUGUUGCCAUGGAUGAGUGGGUUCUGAACCCUACUGCACAUACGGCCUUGGAUGAAAUUCUUCCGUGUGUGGAUAAUGCAACUGCGCAGCAAACCUUGUUACAAAGCAGGGACGUGACACACGAGCUUGUGAACUUAGUUGAUAAAAUCAUUAACACCGUCACAAACAGGAACUUACCACCUGCUGCGGGGUCUUUGUAUUACAAUCAAUCUGGCCCCCUCAUGCCGGUUCUGUGCAAUCCAUAUAACCCUAACCUCACAACUCGGUCAUGUGCUCCUGGAGAAGUUCCCGUGGACAAUGCUAGAGAGGUGUGGAAGAAUUAUACAUGUCAGGUUUCCCCAGCAGGCAUUUGCGCAACGCCUGGUCGGAUGACACCUACCAUUUAUGGCCAAUUCGAAGCUGCUGUAAAUAUAAGCUAUGGCUUGUAUCACUAUGUUCCAUUCUUGGUUGAUCUACAAGACUGCACUUUUGUUCGGGAAACAUUCACAGACAUCAGCAACCAAUAUUGUCCUGGUCUGCGGAGAGAUAGUAAAUUGAUUUAUGUUGGUUUAGUUAUGGUAUCUGUUGGUGUGAUGCUGUCUCUGAUCCUUUGGGUCAUAUAUGCAAGAGAGCGGCGGCAUCGUGUUUACACUAAGCAGUUCACCGGAUAGAUAAAUGUUUGGAUUGAACAACAUUAGGCAUAUAUGAAUCUCAUGUACAAUUUGAGUUUUAGUGUGUUUUUCCCAGCAGGGUUUGGAUCUCUUAUUUUAUGUGAUGUAGAGUUAAUUUAUCUUACACUGCCUAUACUUGUUUGGAUAUAUGGAAAAUUAUUAGUGUGUUUUCAUGA
This is a messenger RNA of Lotus japonicus, 2069 nucleotides long. RefSeq lists its product as uncharacterized. Lineage: Eukaryota; Viridiplantae; Streptophyta; Magnoliopsida; Fabales; Fabaceae. The transcript has 9 exons. The coding region runs from base 283 to 1893 and encodes 536 amino acids. The record is from RefSeq and is a predicted model, not a curated record. Gene Ontology annotation, cellular component: plasmodesma; plasma membrane.